CUAAGCAGCAGUAAAUCACCUCCUCUACUCCAUCUCUUUCCGUUUCAUUGCAUCCCGAUCGGGGAGUUCCUGGGUCGGAGAUGAGAUUGGUUAAGAAAACAAUGGCUGCUUUGUAAGAGUGUCCCGCUGUGAUGGGAUUGGUGGGGGGCACAUAGAUGGUCAGCGCUUAGUGAAGCGUAGCCACUUCAUUAGUCAGGGUUCUCCUCGUGCACCUCCUCCUCUCAUCCCUUUCUUUCUCUCUCUCCCUCCCUCCGCCCGGUCAUUCCCUCGCUGGCGUUCCCUCCACCCAGUCGUGGACGCAGAGGCAGGAGCCGCUCUGGCUGAACAUUUCUGAACACUGUGCAGGGACCUGACAUGGUUAGUCCACGGUGUGUCCAAUAGGCUGACAGGAGUUGGACGCUGGACAGGUUUCUUCAGUAGUUUGAGUUGUUUCUGUUCCGCGAAUGAAGAAGUGAACUUCUGGUGAACACAAUCAUGGCUGUCCAGACUGGCAUCCAGGUUUGGUUCAGCGAGAAGUUCGACGCCCCCCUGCUGAGUCCCAGGUGCCCCCGCAGCCCGUUGGCUCAGCGGCACGGCCCCGGUCUCUCCAACGUUUUCCAGUAUGACCAGUGGCUGGCGGUCCGUCACGAGGCCACGCUGGUCCCCAUGCAGGAGGACCUGGCCAUCUGGCUCAGUGGCAUGUUGGGAGAGGAGGUGAGAGCCGAACUGUUCAUGGAGGAGCUGGAUAACGGCGUGAAGCUCUGCCAGCUGAUCGGCGCCCUGCAGACCAAGGUCGCCCAGACCUGCCCCUCAGCGCUACCCAAGCUCUUCCCCACCAGGAAGGUGGCCUGUAAGCGCGACGCCUCCCCGGGUUCCUUCUUCGCUCGGGACAACACGGCCAACUUCCUGGCCUGGUGCCGGCACGUCGGCGUGGACAACACCUACCUGUUUGAGUCGGAGGGCCUCGUGCUGCACAAGGAGCCUCGGCAGGUGUGUCUGUGUCUGCUGGAGGUCGGCCGGAUCGUCUCCAGAUACGGGGUGGAGCCGCCCGUGUUGGUGAAGCUGGAGAAGGAGAUCGAGCUGGAGGAGACGCUGCUGAUGACGGAAGAACCUCCCGCCGCGGUGAAGACCUUCAGCGUGUGCUGCCAGCACGGGGCGCUCUACCAGCCAGAGGAGCUCAGCAUGGAUGACCCUCCCUGUAACUGCUCCAACAAGGUGUCCAUAGAGUACCUGUCGGAGGGACGCUACAGACUGGGCGAUAAGACCAUCUUCAUCAGAAUGCUGCACGGCAAACACGUGAUGGUGCGAGUUGGCGGGGGCUGGGACACCCUGAGGGGCUUCCUGACCAAGUACGACCCUCUACGGGUGCUGCAGUUCACCACACUGGAGCAGAAGAUCCUGGCCUUUCAGAAGGGCCCACCUGGUUUGGGCGGUCACCGUGCCAACAACGCUCCACCCCCUCCGCCUCAUAUGGACCCUCUUGCUGCAGUUAAUGGCCUCAUCUCCUCCUCUGCUUCCUCCUCUUCCUCCUGCUCUUCAUCAGCAUCUGCACCCCCUGUAGGACAGAGCUGCCGCUCAUAUGUCCCCUCCCCUGCCUGCACCCCCAUCUUGGCGAGGAAAGGUUCUGCUGCUGUACCGAAGAAGGACCUUCAGACGGUGCCGUCCUCCCCCAGGAAGCCCACCCAACUCCCCCUACCCGUCCCCACCAAAGGCUCCUCUUCUCUGCCCUCCUCACCUGUGAGCAGCUCCUGCAGGUGGUCCCCCAGCCCGGGCAGUCACCGCAGAGCCCUGACUCCAUCAGCUCCCCCUGUGGAGCCAAGCUCCGCCUCAAAGCUAAAGCCCCGCCCACAUGGUCCUUCUGCCCACCCCAGGAGCCCUGUCUGCCCUGAGCCUUCCUCCAAAUGCCCCAAACCUUCCAGCCCAUGUACCUCCCCCACUACUGAGCACAUGCCCCGUUCCACCACCGUACCUGCCCCCAGAGACAUUAAGCCUCCCUCGGGCGCCAGCCAGCGCUCCCACCUUGCACAGAGGCGCUCCGGCUCUCCGGCGUCACGCCUCCGACUGGGGACGAUCAGGAAGGCCAGGGUGGCCACAAGGACUGUGCCGGUACAAAAAACGGUACCCCGACAGUUCCCGUCCCCCUGCUCCCAGGCUGGCUCCUCCCGUGCCCCAACCCCCUGCUCCCAGGCUGGCUCCUCCCGUGCCCCAACCCCCUGCUCCCAGGCUGUGUCCCCAGCAACAGUAAUUUCUAUCUGCUCCAUGUCAAAGGUUAAAAUCAAGGUGGCCUCUGCCAUCCCUGGGCCGGUCCCAAGUAUUCCCUCCUCUUCCUCUAAAGGUAAUCAGAAGGCCCCCCCCACAGCACAGAGGACUGUAAGAAAACCAGCAGCUCCAGGGAACCCCAGCACAAAGACGGCACUGAAGCCUGAAGCAACAAUAACUCAACCCACAACCUCUCAGAGAAACCCAGUGAAAGCUGCAGAGAAGAUCCCACAGAGCAAGACCAGGAGUGACAAGCCAUACUUUGAAAUGACCACUAGGAGGAAGCAGAGAGCCUGAAACGGCGCCCUCUAAAGGCUUCAUGAAACCAGCAGCACUUGUUGGUGCGCAGACUUUACAUUGAUAUUAUCUCUAAUCCUUGUCUGAUCAUGUCUGUAAUUUUGUUUUUGAUUAUUCUUUUUAAUUAUUUAAUAGUCUUUUUUUUUAUCCAACUGUGGUCUCUUUAGAGAUCAGAUUUACAUUAAUAAACUCAAAACUUGCA
Molecule: messenger RNA, 2737 nt
Organism: Xiphophorus maculatus (southern platyfish)
Lineage: Eukaryota; Metazoa; Chordata; Actinopteri; Cyprinodontiformes; Poeciliidae
Gene: gas2l3
Product: growth arrest specific 2 like 3
Exons: 9
Coding region: 475-2535 (686 amino acids)
Biological process (GO): actin crosslink formation
Cellular component (GO): actin filament
Molecular function (GO): cytoskeletal adaptor activity; microtubule binding; actin filament binding
Source: RefSeq, a predicted model, not a curated record